Messenger RNA from Dictyostelium discoideum AX4, 840 nucleotides. RefSeq lists its product as hypothetical. The transcript is spliced from 2 exons. The record is from RefSeq and is a predicted model, not a curated record. NCBI's taxonomy places the organism in Eukaryota, Evosea, Eumycetozoa, Dictyosteliales, Dictyosteliaceae. Bases 1 to 840 code for a protein of 279 amino acids. Gene Ontology annotation, molecular function: DNA binding; zinc ion binding.
AUGUCCGAUAAUAAAAACAACAGCAACAACAACAAUAAUAAUAAUAAUAAUAAUAAUAGUAACAAUGACGACAAAAAAGAAGAAGCUCAACUUUGUUUAAGAAAUUGUGGUUUCUAUGGAAAUCCAAAAACAAAUGGAUUAUGUUCAAGUUGUUAUAAUAAAGAUUCAAACUCGACUUUAAGACAACAAUUACAACAACAAAUAAAUAAUAAUAAUAAUAAUAAUAUAAAUAAUAAUAAUAAUAUAAAUAAUAAUAAUACUAGUAAUGAAAAUAGUUGUAAUAAUAAUAAUAAUAAUAAUAAUAUAAAUAAAGAUGAAUCACCAAAAAGUAAUAAAAAGAGAACAUUAGAUUAUUUAGAUUAUUCAUUAGGUGGUAUAAAUGGAGUUUCAAGAAAUAAUAAUAUGUUUAGGGAAGGUUUAGAAUCCACUUCAGCACCUUCAGUUUUAUUAUCCUCACCAAAUACUCCCUCCUCCUCCUCUACUUCAACUACAACAACUGGUGGUACAAACUUACAAACAUCACCAUUGAAAAUAUUAAAAGGUGAAGAGAGUCAACCAGCAGCCGCACAACAACAACAAGCAUCUUCAUUAACAUCUCCACUUUCUUCCUCUCCGCUAUCAUCAUCACCAAGUAAAUCCAAUAUUAAAUGUAAAUUCAUGGGUUGUGGCAAACCAAUUGGUAUAAUGCAAUCAAUGUCAAAUAAAUGUAGAUGUGGUGAACACUAUUGCGGUAAACAUAUUCACAACCAUAAUUGUACUUUUGAUUAUAAAGGGUUGGCUAAAACUACAAUCGCAAAAGCAAACCCACAAAUUUUAGCAAAUAAAAUUGUUAAACUUUAA